Messenger RNA from Harmonia axyridis, 4409 nucleotides. Its product is annotated as protein nubbin-like. Gene Ontology annotation, molecular function: RNA polymerase II cis-regulatory region sequence-specific DNA binding; DNA-binding transcription factor activity, RNA polymerase II-specific. The record is from RefSeq and is a predicted model, not a curated record. Gene Ontology annotation, biological process: regulation of transcription by RNA polymerase II. The transcript has 9 exons. NCBI's taxonomy places the organism in Eukaryota, Metazoa, Arthropoda, Insecta, Coleoptera, Coccinellidae. The coding region runs from base 227 to 2251 and encodes 674 amino acids.
AUACGACCGUUUAUACCGCUAUAGACUGUGGCGCCGCAAGCAAGUCCGUAUAGGUUAGCGCAGCUCUGAAUCUCAUGUCAACAAACGCGAUGCAAGUGACAGUGUGACGACAUAUCUCAGUGCUGCCCUUAAACACGACUGCAAAGACAUUCAGUGCGAUCUUGAAGGAUAUGCAGUGACUUUCGGUGUGUUCUUAGUAGCUCCUUGUAAGCCUAAUUCUCGUCCCAUGCAAAUCGCGAAUCUGGCGGAUCUGCACAACGAAAAGGUGCGGAGGUGGGUAGAAUCCAACCCUUUACCCACCCUCCAACAGAACAAUAACGUGGAGACGCCAAAGUCAACCUUCAAACCGAACAUCAACAACAACAUCGACUUCCAGACCUUCUGGAGACAUCCCUCCAAGGAAGAGAUGCCGAUGUUACUCCAACAACCACCCCCACACGUGCACCUCUCUGCCCACGAAACUGAUCAACCCCUGGACUUUACAAUGUCUAAGUUUAAGACAAAAACGGGCGGGUCGGUUAACGCGCAUCAAAUGAAAUUCAACAAUUUUGUGGCGGCACAACAGCACAUGAUGCUGUUGCAGAACAAUGGGGUGCUGUUUAAUAGAAGCAAUAAUAACAAGAGCUAUACGCGCGGUAGUAGCCCUUCGAGUAGUUCCGAAGAAGAGGGUGUUGGACCUCCGACCACCAGCUCUCCACUAAGAUCUCUCCCAUCUAGUCCUGGACCUCUCAGAGGAGAAGAUAUUCCAAGCUCACCCAUCACACCAGUGGCCGAGAAAAAGUUCGGAAAAAUAUGGAUGAAUGAACCUGAAAUAAACUGGAGGCAAGAUAUGCAAUUACCUACUGCCGAAGAAUCCAAAGCAGCACUUCAUUCAAGACUUGGACUAUCCCCACCAGCUGAUCAACGACCACUUCAUAGAUUGGAUAAAACACCAUCAACUCCUCAAUCUAACGAAGAUGCGAAUGGAGAUGUCAGUGGUGAUGACCAGAGUCUAAUUAGUGAUCGGGGUGAUCAUCACGACGAGAAUUCCUUGGAAUCUACAAGAGAAGGGGCACUAAACUUGGUAACAAAUGAGCCCGAACAGCAGCCAAGGAUACCAUCCCCGAAUUCCCAGGUCACAAGUUCUAGUCCAGCCGUCGGCGCUGCUCUGGCAGCUUUGGGAGGGCUUGGAGGUAUCUUUGGAAACCACCUCCAGAUGUUGGGCAGUUUGCAAGCUCUACAAAAUCCCCAGAAUCUUCAGCAGCUACAACAAUUGGCCAUGCUUCAACAGGCAAGCGGAAAUCAACUCAACCCCCAAACACAAUUUUUCAUACAGAACCAGGGGUUUCUACAAGGAUUUCCCAGAACACCUCUAACAACAAGGCCUCCACAUUCGAUGCAGGUACAACAAAUUGCUCAACAACUUCAACAACUCCAAAAGUCACAACAUCAGCAACAAAAUGUCGUACAACACCAGCACAACACAAGCAUUCCCACGAACAAUACGAUAGUGCCUCAUCAAACUCAAACAACACCACCCAACAAUGCUGCACACAUUCCUGCUAGUCUACUCACUCCAAGCACUCCUGGUUCAGUGGGUUUAACGCCGCAACAUCUUAAAACUCCAUCCAGGCUUCUUGAACCAUCUCCGGAAGAGACCACGGAUCUGGAGGAGCUUGAACAGUUUGCCAAGACGUUCAAACAGAGGAGGAUAAAGUUAGGGUUUACACAAGGAGACGUGGGCUUAGCUAUGGGAAAAUUAUACGGUAACGAUUUUUCUCAAACAACAAUAUCCAGGUUCGAAGCUCUAAACCUGAGCUUCAAGAAUAUGUGCAAACUGAAGCCUCUCCUCCAAAAAUGGCUAGAGGACGCAGACAGCACUAUGACCAAUCCAGGAGCUCUAAGCAACCCUCUGACGACACCAGAAGCCAUUGGAAGACGUCGCAAAAAAAGAACUUCGAUAGAAACGAGUGUGCGAAUAGCUUUAGAGAAAGCGUUUAUGCAGAACCCAAAGCCAACAUCAGAAGAAAUUUCAAUUUUGGCGGACGGUCUCUGCAUGGAAAAAGAAGUUGUGCGAGUGUGGUUUUGUAAUAGGAGACAGAAAGAGAAGAGAAUCAAUCCACCAGCUGCGGCGAUGGGUUCGCCGUGCUCAUCUGCCAAUACUAAUGGCGCAAUGUUCGCGAUUGCUAACUCACUAGCCCCUAGUCCUUUAUCUUUAGUCACAUCUAGCAGUCAUAAUUUCAAUCCCAAUAUGAUGGUCAAACAAGAAUGACCCCACGUUAACUUCUUUGCGGAUCACUAUUUAGAGUGAUACAACACAGUGCAAUGAAUAUUCAGUUUAUCACUGAUCACGCAGAAUGUUGCAAACAUAUUGAAUGCGAGUUCCUCGGAAAGGUAUGCCAUACCACUAGAUGACUAAUACUGAGAGAAAUAUUGAUUUAUUCCAAGAUAUCGCUAAAAAUGUUUUUAUUUGGAGCUAAUUUUCAGCUUUACUCUUCUACAUUGCCAUUAUUCAAAGAACAGUCUUCCACGAAUAAAAAGUUCCUAAACUAAUUAUAAGUUUUAACUCUAUUAUUUGAGCUCCAAAUUGAUGCCUUGGUUUUGUGGACCCCUGGUAUAAAAAUUUGCAUUCCGAAUAAGGUCAGUAUUUGAAUUUAUUAUCAAAUUGGUGAGGCUGAGUAGAUACUUUACGAUGAAAAUUUCGACAAUUAUGCCAAAAAUAAUUUAGUGUUAUAUGUAUAGGUUGUACAGUCUCUUAAUUUUUUUAUAUAGUGCUUUAUUUUUAUUGUAUAAAUGUAUGUAUUUGCAUUCAAUGUAUUAACUGAUUAUACUCUUAUGAAUGCCGGUAUUAAAUUUUGUGAAUGUCAAUGUAAAAUAGUGAUUUCAAAAAUUGACCGAAUAUUAUAUCAUUAAAUUGUUUUUACAUGGUAUGUUCCCCUACUUGAAAAAAAUUUUCAACAUCACACGGAGACGUAAAAUGAACAUAUCAGCUAUUUUUUUUCUAUUUUUACUCAAUAUUUGUUUCAUUUGGAAAAUAACAUACCAUGGAAACAAUAUUUUUUUAAUUGAUAUAAAUAUCACUCAUCCUAAAAUAUAUAGUCAGUUGACAUUCAUUUAGUAAAGCAGGGUCCUAAAAUAUUUAUAAAUGAAUGUUUGUCAUCUGUCAAAUAUGUAUAGUACUGUAGAUAGAUAGUAAGACAAUAGGCACAUUUAUAUAGAAUCGCAAAACAUUCGUAUAUUUAGAUAUAGUUAUUUGUUUAGCAUUCGAACGAUGUGUAUAUGAAAUUGAAAAAUAUUAAUCAUUUUGUCAGUGUAAAUAAUCGUAUGGUUCUUUUUUAUACGGAGGACCAAUCAGAAAUAUUUCAAAGUUCCUAACUGAAAUUAAAACGGUUGUUAUUAUAUUAAGAAAAUAUUGAUGUGUCCAUGAUAUCACCGUUAAUUUAUUUGAUUAUUGAGAAUUUAUUUAUAUGGUUUUUGUUUGUCAAUUUUUUGACUGACUACAUAUUUUUUGUUUUUAGACCUAUGAGAGAAUACUUUGAAUGGGGUCUAUUAUACAUUUAAUUUUUUUGGUAAAUAUUUCUGAAAAUUUGUCGUUUAAUUUUUAAUAUUCUCGAAUUCCCAAACACGAAAAUGAUUAGGAUCUCGAAAUUGUUUUUACACACAUAUAUUUACUUUUCCAAUGUAUAAAGUAAACCAUUGUACUCAAUAUAUCUCAGGUGAAUACGUUAUUUGAGAAAUGUAUCUAUUUAAACCAAUGGUAAUUGUGUACAUAAUUCAGAUUGUAGUAGAGAUCACACUUUUGAACCCUAAUAAUUUCUUUUGAACUCUUGUUAUAUUUGUUCUCUUCUACAAUCUAAUUGAUAAAGGAACAUAUGCAAAAUUGAUUGAAAAUAAACAUAUCAACUAAUAUCCCAAUGAAAAAAAUUGUACAGAUUACAAGCAAAAAAUUGACUUUGCAAAUGUUCCCAACAAUAUAUCAUAUCACUGUAAAAAUUGAUAGAUUAUUAUGUUAUCAUCUUACAAUAACUUCUGUGGAGAAUACUAACACAACAUCAACAUUUUAUAAAUCUUAAUAGUCAAGUGUUUUGAAGCCCAUUUAGAUUUUAGUCUUUGUAGGUAUAUGUGUGUAGUGAGUGUUUUAGAAGCACAACACUGUCUAGAUUCCACAGAAAAGAUUCAUAAUUUUCUUUAUUCGAAAAUUUUCACAUAAUCAUAUUUUGCAAAAUGUGGAAUGUUAGUCAUUGUUAAAACGGAUUAAUACUUGAUUGUAAUGAAAAAUUAUUACAAUCAGGUAUCUGGGUAACUUGUAUGGUAGUACAUUCAACAAAAAUUUAUGUAUAAGACCCUAUUCUGAAGUGUAAUAUAUUGGCGGUCUAGGCAAUAAACAUGUACAUUAUUUUCAUUAAAGAAAUAUGGAUUCAUAAAAAUUA